This is a messenger RNA of Gongylonema pulchrum, 390 nucleotides long. NCBI's taxonomy places the organism in Eukaryota, Metazoa, Nematoda, Chromadorea, Rhabditida, Gongylonematidae. The record is from the annotation of a GenBank genome assembly.
AUGAACGAAACUGAAAAACGCCUCAGCAAUGGCACAGUUUCAAAAAAUUGCUCUUCUCAGAGUGAAAAGAGCAGCGGUUUGGAUGAUGCAGUGCACGGUUCCGAUCCAGAUGGAUCACGCUCAUCCGAUGAAAGUGCAGAGCUACACAAUGGGCUUGAACUUCCAAAUUCCGGUGGUGCUACUGGUACAUGGAGGCCACUACGUUCUCGUUCAUUUCUUACUGAUGCUCAAGUCGCCAUUUUACAUUCUCAUUUCAAGCGAAAUCCAUUCCCAUCCAAGUAUGAACUUUCCGCUGUGGCCGAACAAAUAGGUGUCAACAAGAGAGUAGUACAGGUAAAUGACCAUUAUUCAUUUUAUGCCUUAUCUUCACAAACAAGAAACGAACGAUGA